AUGUAUCAUCUCCCAGAGGGCGGCAUCGACCCAAAGAACAUCUCAAUCGAAUGUAUGGGUCCAAUCAUGGAGCCUUUGGACUUUAUGUCCGAAGAGAACUAUGGGUCGACAUAUCCAGAAACGAAAGAGGGAAGAAUGCCGGAAGUUUUGAGGGUUUCGCUCUCUUUCAAAAAUGUCGCCAUGCCGACUAUCCAUCUUGUCUCAUUGGUCUCGCCGGUCAUUGCUGGUGUCGGACAACAAACCCAGCAGGCUAAAGCAACGUUAAAAAAUGUGAAAGGAUGGCGUCAGGGCUUUUCCCUUGGAAGGCUUCCAAGGACACUCAGAGAUGCAGCCAUGAUAACCCGCCGUCUUGGAGCUACCUCUGGAUCGAUAAAUCUUUGCAUCAUACAGGAUGACAAGAGCGACUGGGAACGUGGAUCUAGCAAGAUGGCAAGCAUAUACCAGAACUCCUUCCUCACAUUGGCGGCUACUGGGUCUGCUGAUGGUGACUGCGGCUGUUUCGCAGGUUUUCAUGAGAUUCCUUAG
Messenger RNA from Podospora pseudopauciseta, 525 nucleotides. RefSeq lists its product as uncharacterized. NCBI's taxonomy places the organism in Eukaryota, Fungi, Ascomycota, Sordariomycetes, Sordariales, Podosporaceae. The record is from RefSeq and is a predicted model, not a curated record.